Porites lobata is the source of this 762-nucleotide messenger RNA. Lineage: Eukaryota; Metazoa; Cnidaria; Anthozoa; Scleractinia; Poritidae. The record is from the annotation of a GenBank genome assembly.
AUGUUGAAAUACCCAUGCAGUGAAUGCCACAAAGCAGUUAGAAACAACCAAAACGCCAUCUUGUGUGCCACAUGCGGAAACUGGUCACACGCUAAAUGCCUCAAUAUGUCUCGGACUAUUUUCCAGUACUACUUAGACCAGCCUGAUAUUGAUUGGACCUGUCCAGCUUGUGCUCUACCGCCACUAACGGACUCCUUCUUUGAAGAAGUUUCUGAAGGUGAUACACUAAUUCCAGCCGAGGAGUAUCAAGCGGAAACAACUCAAAAUACGGCCUUCGAGCAGUUUCUUUACAGAGAUGUCACAGAAAUUACUUCUGAAAACGAUCAGCUAGAACUCUUUAGGAAACAUCACAAUAAGGAUUUCUUAAUUGCCCACUUGAACAUUAACAGCAUCCAAAAUAAAUUUGAAGAACUGACCGAAGUAAUCAAGAAAAUCAACGCCCACAUAAUGUUCGUAAGUGAGACCAAGAUCGACGCGAGCUAUCCCAACGCUCAGUUCAAAGUUCCGAACUACUCCCUCUACCGAAAUGAUAGGAAAAAGGGCGGCGGUGGAAUUAUGGCUUUAAUAUCUCAAUCGCUAGUCAGGACACAGCUUAAACCUGAUAAAUCCUUUAAGACACUGGAAAUAAUUGCCUUCGAAAUCAAAACAGAUAUGGACAAUAUGGUAAUUGUUGGUAUUUAUCGUCCCCGAGAGCUCUGUGUGGCGAAUAUCAAACACUGUUGGAAAGCGAACUCAGUUAUGUCUGUAACUGGGCAAGCUUGA